Mercenaria mercenaria is the source of this 3608-nucleotide messenger RNA. RefSeq lists its product as uncharacterized. The transcript has 2 exons. Bases 248 to 1423 code for a protein of 391 amino acids. The record is from RefSeq and is a predicted model, not a curated record. Lineage: Eukaryota; Metazoa; Mollusca; Bivalvia; Venerida; Veneridae.
GUAACUCGCUUAAGAUACGGUUUAAUAUUUCACUUCAUUAUAAUACCUGGGUAUGUUGUGUACAUGUUCAUAGUGGGGUUGCAGUUCAGGUUGAGGUCAGCGAUGUGUUUAUAAGUUUACUAAUAGAACAAUCUGUUAAAUUACUUGCUCAAGAUAUGAUUUAGUAUUUGACCUGGAUUAUUAACCAAUUACACUAUACCCGGGUAACUAUGUUGUGUAUUUCAAAGUGGAGUUUAUUGCAAUAAAGAUGGCGGAUUCUAAAGGCAGCGGGGAGGCAAACGUGGAGCACUUCCUUCUCAAUCUCUACAAAGAAGUUUCGACUGAGAGGAGAUGGUCGGAUGAGCUUUCGGACAUUGUAAGUGCCACUAAAGAGAUGGUAAAGAGGAUAGUUAACCUAGCGGUUUUGCCAUACAUGGAUGAACACGGGUCGGAAGGUUUGACAAGAAUAAAUCUUAAAGAGGCAGGAAGUAUGGCAGACGGGACAAGUAUAUGUGACCCUGAUGAAUUCGAUUUUACUUUGGCUUUUACCUACUCCUCAGAUGUUAUAUCGACACGACCGUCUUCCAAUCUGAGAGACAUUUCAUUUUCUAAAUACACAAUUAAGCCAAAAGAUCCGAGAUACCGGCAGAUAUUUUUGGGCAAUAAUAUGGUGCACCCGUCUUUUUUCAUAAAGCAGAAUUUCCUACGACUUGAAAACGCUAUUGUCAAAGUUCGUGACAGCGGGCCAGUCAAACUGGGAGAAAAGAGUUUAUACUUAUGCGUACCCGAUGGGAAAGAAAGCUAUUAUGGCAUGCAAGGACCAGCGUUUCAUCUUCACAAUCUCCUGAAAUGGUGCUCACAAAGUCGUAGCAAUGAUCUUUUCAUUUCCGUUGAUCUUGUUCCAGCAAUCGAGUUAAGUGAUGAAUCUGUAUAUGACAAUGUGCCACUAUUCAAACAAGAAUGCCCAUGCAAGGAACACGAUCUCGGCCGACCAGAGCGUUGCCUGCUUCUGCCAUUAAAAUGUAGAGAACUUGUUAUGAGUGCAAUUCAUCAUUACGGUGACCGCGACGAAGACUACUAUAAGGCAAAAACACAGUUUCUACAGAGCAACUUCAUGGUAUCGCUAUCGGAAUAUGAAAAUAACAUAAUGAAACAGUGGAAAUGUGAAAAGUCCAUUUAUCAUAACUGGUACAUUUGUUAUACGUUAAUGAAAUGUUUCGGAAAACUGGAUCAUAACUGUGGCAGCACAGUCAAUUUCAAAGACGGAAACACGCAGAUAAAAUCUCAUAAGCCUAAUACAAGUUAUCCGGAGAGAAAUGAUAGUUUUUCAAGUUACUCAUGGAAAACUAUGGUUUUUACAAAGGCACAAAAAGAAGGCAUGACUUGUUUAACAGUUAAAAUUGUUUCGAUUGUCUCACGAGCGUGUUUGAGGAAGAAAAUCUGAGGAAAUCUCAAGUUGUAACAAUCGAUUCUUUCUGGUGUCCGUCGGAGAUCGCAGAAACAAUUCUGCUGACAAAGAAAGACACAGAGGAAUAUACACCAUUUGUGGAAAGUAUGAGAAGUUUGAAAUCAAUGUUAAAAGAACUGAGCAUCGAUCUCAGUUAUACUUACGAGAAAUACAAGGAAAAACUUUUCGAGCUCUUCCCAGACCUCUCAGCACAUCUCCUGUCAGUCAAAAGCUAAAUAUUUGCUGAAAGUGCGAAAAGACUAGUGAAUAGGGAUUAGGUGCUGAUAUGAUAAUUGCAUUACUGUAUUUGUUUGUUAUUAUUACGGACUUUGUACGAAUAUUAGAUCUAGCCAAUUCUGUAUUUUUACAUGAAACUGCAUAUGAAAUCAUAUUUUAUAGCUGAGCGGUUUCCUUUCAAUAACUUUUUCAAUUAUAGAUAUAUUGUAAAAUACAGUGUCACGCUACAGCUGCUAAAACAGAAAAUUUAUUUUGUUGUGAGUUUUUUAAACGCGGUGACGCCAUUUCCGUUCAUAGACGCAAUUUUCCUGCGCUUUCGAAAAUUUAGAUUAGAUUUAAAUUGACCGAAAAGCGUAUUUUAACCCCCAUUUCUUUUUUUUUCUAUAGGUGAUGCCUAAUUCACAUUUGACCCGGGCGCCGUGCGAUAAAUUAGUCUAAGAUUUUCAUUGCGGUUUUGCGGGCAUCGUAGGUGGCUGCGGGCUACGGCGUAUAUGUUCACAUUAUAUAUGAGCAUCGUGCCAUUUUUGUACAGUCUCUCGGGGAAGGCCGGGAGAAAUCGGUACGGACGCUGCGCGGAGAUUAUACGUAAAUCGUGCAAUUUCAGUGCAGUUGCCGUGCAGUCUCCACAAGCUUCCCACGGAAAUCGUACGACGCUUCCGUGCAUGCAAAGGUUCCCGCAUCAACUCCUGCAUCAGGGUGUCGUAUUAUCCCAGGGUGACCCGUCUCAGCAGCCAGGGCUUCACGCACACCGUCCUCUUCCUGUGCCUCUCGGGCCUGCUACUCAACCGCAGGUACGCCGCUCCGAGUCUUAGUGGUACUAUCAUCGAAUAAUGAAAACAUGUUGGACUGAGAUGGCCAAUAUAUAUUACCAUCUGAAAAAUGUUUUGUCCACAUCAAGGCCGCCGCUUAAUAUCCGUGCGAUUUCACUGGUACCACACGGGCAGCAAGCGACAGCUGCGCGAGGGCGUGCGAAGGUCCCACGAGUCUACAAUCUCCGUACGAUUUCUUUUGGGCACCAUGUCUACGGAAAAUCGUGCGUUGGCUGCACGUUCAGCGCGCGACCUCUUAAAGAUGCCCGUCGGGGAUUGUGCAAUGCCACCUGCGACAUGUAUACGGACUACGGGCUUACUAUUUUUUCAAAUUUAUAUAGCUUUUCACUAAACAAAAUGGUAGAGGCUGCGAAGCCCGUAAAUCCGUACGAAAAUCGCACUGCCGCCUCCUGCACGGAAACUUGCCGAGAGGAUACGGACAGUCUACGGGCUCCACAUACGCAUCGCAGGCCAAAUGCGAACCAGGCUUUACUUGCCAAAUAUUCCCAGCUGUGUACAUUUACAUAGUAAUUAUUCCUUGUAUCACAGAAUAUGAUUUUUAGAAAGAUCAGAGCAUUACUUUUAUGCGAAAACGAUUAUGUAUAGCUAUAUACCUAAAAUGACAGUUUAAGUUUACAUUAAUUUUCUAAUGAAUGGAGCAAUGUAAACUUUGUUUCAUAAACAUCAAUGACCCUUUUCUAUGCACAUCGCAUCUGUCAAAUAUUAAGAUCAGAGCAUUACUUUUAUGCGAAAACGAUUAUGUAUAGCUAUAUACCUAAAAUGACAGUUUAAGUUUACAUUAAUUUUCUAAUGAAUGGAGCAAUGUAAUCUUUGUUUCAUAAACAUCAAUGACCCUUUUCUAUGCACAUCGCAUCUGUCAAAUAUUAAGAUCAGAGCAUUACUUUUAUGCGAAAACGAUUAUGUAUAGCUAUAUACCUAAAAUGACAGUUUAAGUUUACAUUAAUUUUCUAAUGAAUGGAGCAAUGUAAACUUUGUUUCAUAAACAUCAAUGACCCUUUUCUAUGCACAUCGCAUCUGUCAAAUAUUUUUUUAAAAAAAUGUUGUGUCUUUCUGUAUAUUUCGUUUGCAUUAUUAUUAUUAUCUUAACUUACUUAAUACAAAUAAAUUAAAUGAAC